UUUCCCGGAAAAUUUUCUUCAUGGGCAGCCUUAAAUAUUCAUCGAAUCAAACGGGUUUGCGUUAUAAUCCCGCAACAUGCCGCCGUUGACUCUGCCUUGGCUUCUUGUUAUUGGUUCAUAGAUAUGACGCUUAAAUGUGGUUCUUCGUUUUCUUGCUUGGCCACUUCUCCUGCUUCCCAUUGCCAAACGAGAAGGGGUUCCCAGUUGAGCUUAUUGCAUGUACCGUACUGCAGCCAACGAUGUGGUGCUCAGCAGCUAAGAUAUGUUAAAGGUAAUUCAUGUGUGUUCAGACAUCAAAUAGGGCAGGCAAGCAAAAGGAUUCCAAACAGUCACAGUGUUCUCUUUGCUGUUGCUGAAGACCAGUCAGAAUAUAGUGAUAUAAAACCAGAUGCUACGGAGCCAGAAAAUCACUGUCCUAAUUCUGAAGAUAUAUUUCCUUCUAACAGUUCAUAUAUCCAUUUUGAUGGUACUGGUGGAAAACCAGGUUUAGUCUCAUUUUAUAACCGUCCACAUAAAAAGGAAGAAGAAGUUUCUACAAAUAAUCCAGAAAGGAACCAAAACAGCCUCUUAUGGUUCAUUGGUCCAGCUGUUCUCCUAGCUUCUUUCAUUUUCCCCUCGCUCUAUCUGCGCAAAAUACUAUCUACUAUAUUUGAGGAUUCACUGUUGACAGAUUUUCUCAUCUUGUUCUUCACGGAAGCUCUCUUCUACAGUGGUGUUGCGGUGUUUCUUCUUCUGAUUGACCGUUUAAGGAGGACAACUGAACCAGAAUUGAUUGUCCCCAGUAACAGAACCCCAGCCCCUCAAUUAGGACAGCGAAUCUCGUCUGUUGCUUCCUUGGUACUCAGUCUUAUAAUUCCUAUGGUGACUAUGGGUUAUGUUUGGCCAUGGACUGGCCCUGCAGCUUCUGCUACUCUUGCUCCGUAUCUGGUUGGUAUAGUGGUCCAAUUUGCAUUUGAGCAGUAUGCAAGAUAUAAGAAGUCACCUUCGUGGCCUGUUAUCCCAGUCAUCUUUCAAGUCUAUAGAUUGCAUCAACUGAAUAGAGCAGCGCAACUGGUGACUGCUCUGUCCUUUACAGUCAGAGGAGCUGAGACGACAUCGCACAACUUGGCAAUAAACAGUUCCUUGGGUACACUGUUGAAUGUCCUUCAAUGCCUUGGAGUUAUCUGCAUUUGGUCUCUCUCAAGUUUCCUUAUGAGGUUCUUCUCUUCCACCACCACUAAUCCACCCUAAAGCCUGCAAUAUCAUGUACGGAUCAUGUAACUCGGUGAAUUGUAAAUUACUCUACAUCCACGAGUUUUGGAAUGAGUUGGAGCUUGUAGCCAAGCUUCAGCAUACCAAUCUUGUUGGGCUCUUGGGUUGCUGUGUCGAAGAGGAGGAGCUGCUACUGAUCUGCGAGUACAUGCCCAAUCGGAGUUUGGACAAACUUUUGUUUGGUAUAUCCUCAUUAUUUCUAAGAUUUAUAUUCUUUGAUUAGGUUUCUCCAUCGAAAAAACACUAGCUCAUUGUCCUUCAUGGUUUGUCCAACCAGAUCCAUGUGAAAAAAUAGAACUAGAUUGGGGAAAGCGUUUUUGAAUUAUAGGUGUCGCUCAAGGAGUACUUUACAUCCACAAGUACUCUAGACUGAAAAUCAUUCACAGGGACCUAAAAGCAAGUAAUGUUUUGUUGGAUGGCUCGAUGAACCCAGAAAUAUCAAACUUGGAAUGGCAAAGAUUUUCAAGAUAAAUCAGACCGAAGCAAAUACCAAUAGGGUUGUUGGCACAUUGUAAGGCUAUAUGGAACAUGCUUUCAAUCAUCUAAACCUUAUGCAAUCACUACUUUAGUACCUUUGCUUAUCGUACCAUUAAUUGAUGCAA
This is a messenger RNA of Pyrus x bretschneideri (Chinese white pear), 1853 nucleotides long. RefSeq lists its product as uncharacterized. NCBI's taxonomy places the organism in Eukaryota, Viridiplantae, Streptophyta, Magnoliopsida, Rosales, Rosaceae. The coding region runs from base 124 to 1230 and encodes 368 amino acids. The transcript has 5 exons. The record is from RefSeq and is a predicted model, not a curated record. Gene Ontology annotation, cellular component: chloroplast.